This is a messenger RNA of Pelobates cultripes (western spadefoot toad), 5882 nucleotides long. The record is from the annotation of a GenBank genome assembly. Lineage: Eukaryota; Metazoa; Chordata; Amphibia; Anura; Pelobatidae.
AUGAAGAUUUCGGGGGCCAGUAAAAUGUUUCAUCUUGGGGUCAUCAUUCUUCUUAUAGCUGGUAAGCAUGAUUUUGAGGCAUAAAGAAAAAUUUGAAUUCAUGAAUACAGACAUUUUGAUAUCUGUUCUUGCGUAGUUUAGAGGAUAAUAUUUUCCAAACAUCUACUAACCCUAGAACACAGUAAUUUAUUUUGAGGAAAAGGUCCAUAAUAUUUAAGCACACAUGUUGCUGUUGAUGCCCCCUGAAAACACAUUCUUCUCUCCAAAAUAGCAUUCUAAUUUUCCAUAUUUCAAAAAACUAUGCGUAAAAGGUCUAAUAAACCUAUUAGCAUGAAUAUUCUGCUUUGUUGGAAAAUCAUGAAGUCAAUUUUAAAGGUGGCAGCAAAACGUAUCCAUUCAACGAAUUCCAUAUCUUUAUGGUUAUAACAGUUAAGAACUGUUUAAUCUGCUGUAUGUAAAAUCUAUUUCCUUUAAGUUUCAGUGCAAGACCUCUUCUUUAAGGACACAUGACAUGUGUGACAUGUCAUGAUUCCCUUUUAUUCCAGAAGUUUGGUCCUUAAGGGGUUAAGAAACAAGGACCUUUUUAAUGAAGUUUUGGCAUUGGCUUUUAAAAAAUCAGCCUUUAUAAUAGGCAGCAAAAAAAAUAUAUUUUUUUCAAAAAAUGUAUCAUAGGUGUAUCAUAGGAAAAUUUAAUUUUAUAUAGUUUUGUGCAAAAAAAAAAUGACAGAUUAAAUUUUUUUUUCCCAGUUAAGCUAUUGAUUAAUAUGGACAUUUGCUUCAAUACAUUUCAAAAUAAUUGUAAUAUUUAAACUACGGAUCACGUAGCGUCAACACCCAAAUAUAUAGAAACUUAACUAAUACUGUAAAAUAAAAAGCACAAUGAUGUUUGUUCACUAAACAGAAAAUAAAGAACAAAUAACAAGGGAAUUGAAAAUUUAGGGUAGAACGGAUCGUACUGGUUUACAUUACGGAAAUAUUUCUGUAUAAAAAUUGUGCAUUUUGAAAUAAAGAUGAAGCAUUAAUCACAGCUAAUGACAGAGAUGUAUUUUAUUCUUUAUAUAAAUGACCAUACAUUAUGACAAGGCAAACAAUGUAAAACGAGUGCAUAUUUAACUAUGGCGAAACGGGGGAUACUCUGUUUAAGUGCAAGAUGGUGUCCAAACGAUGAAAUUGAAAUCCCCAAGUUAUUUUGUCAACCUUUAAGCCCUUAAGGACACAUGACAUGUGUGACAUGUCAUGAUUCCCUUUUAUUCCGGAAGUUUGGUCCUUAAUGGGGUUAAAAUUGUAAAGCACCCUGGAAGGUAAAAUAUCUGAUUUGGAAAACGUAGGUUGGCUAUUGACUAAUCAACUCACUCUUUUGUCAUUUAAUUAAUAGAUAUAUCUGUAGCUUUCUAUUUGCAGAAGCAUAGUUCAUUUUUAUCAAUCGGCUGAUAUUACUAGACAUGGUUUGGAAGACAUGGGCCUUUGUUUAGUAUUUGAUUAUCUUGGCAAUGCCUCCUGGAACAUAAAUUAAUCCAGGCUUAUUUAUAGCGGCUUGUGGUUUUUCUUUUCUGGUUUAUUUGAUAUCUUUACAGUAUCUCUCUUUGCAUAUGAAUUGUUUCGAAACACGAUCUUUCAUAUUACUGAAAAAGAAACUGGACAAGUUUAUAAGGCCAUCAAAAAUAUAUAUAUUUAAAUUUUUCUCUACCGUAUUUAUAUUUUGCCAGACUCUAGAGAUAUAGAUACAGUAAAUAGAGAUAUAGUGUUUUUAUAUCUUGCUCUGCUGGGAAUAGGGACCAGCGGCUCCAAACCACCAACUUGCUUUUGAAAAGAGUCAGUAAUAUGGAUAGACUGAUAAUUCCACUGCUAGCUUUCACUCAUGGCUUGUCUUAGUAACUUCCACUCACUGUAACAAGAAACUGUAAGACUGCAUCCACAGAUUUGUUUGCACCAUAUCCACUGUUCAGAGCUCCAGUGGUUAUGGUGUUUGAAAUGGAGAUAUAUCUCAUUUGUAGCAAGCUAUCAAGUUUCAAUGAGGACCGGACGUUGAACCAUUGAGUGACCGCUAAUGACAAUAAUAUAUCAAUAAAUAAUUAAAUAUAACAUAUCAAAAGAUCAAGACCAGCUCAUUUAGACAACCCAGAGACUGGGGAAUAAGUAUCUAGAUUUGCCUAAAUUACAUUAAAUAUAUGCUCAUAAAAACCUAGUUAAAAAUCUUGUUCGUCGGUUUUUUUGGCUUUUUUUUUGUUGUUUUUAUUUGUUUUUUAUCAGCUACUGGUAUAUGAAUCAACAGAUAUAUUGUGAUUUCCUUGAGCAUAUAAAACCUAAAUUAGGUGCGCCUGUUAUUGUUGCUUAAUGUUUCCCUGCAAAGUAUAGAUACAAAUAGUUCAGUUCCACCAUCUUCAUAUACUUACUUGAACUUUUAGUUAGCUAAAAAAUACAGAGUUGUUAAGUAUUACCAAUUACACCUCCAUGUAGUUGUUCUCUAAAGCCAUAUCCUGAAAGUGAAUUCUGGGAGCUGUAGUACUGAAAUAUUUGAAGGCCAGUGUUCCACAACCCUGCUACAACAUUUUAGAGACAUUAUGAUACAGAUAUUUUUAUUAGUGAUAUUGCAGAAGGUCUUGAUGGUAAGGUAUGUCUUUUUGCUGAUGAUACUAAAAUAUGUAACAGGGUUGAUGUUCCAGGAGGGAUAAACCAAAUGACAAAUGAUUAAGGUAAACUAGAAAAAUGGUCGGAAUUGUGGCAACUGACAUUUAAUGUGGAUAAGUGCAAGAUAAUGCAUCUUGGACGUAAAAACCCAAGGGCAGAGUACAGAAUAUUUGAUAGAGUCCUAACCUCAACAUAUGAGGAAAGGAAUUUAGGGGUGAUUAUUUCUGAUGACUUAAAGGUAGGCAGACAAUGUAAUAGAGCAGCAGGAAAUGCUAGCAGAAUGCUUGGUUGUAUAGGGAGAGGUAUUAGCAGUAGAAAGAGGGAAGUGCUCAUGCCAUUGUACAGAACACUGGUGAGACCUCACUUGGAGUAUUGUACACAGUACUGGAGACCGUAUCUUCAGAAGGAUAUUGAUACCUUAGAGAGGGUUCAGAGAAGGGCUACUAAACUGGUUCAUGGAUUGCGGGAUAAAACUUACCAGGAAAGGUUAAAGGAUCUUAACAUGUAUAGCUUGGAGGAAAGACGAGACAGGGGGGAUAUGAUAGAAACAUUUAAAUUUAUAAAGGGAAUCAACACAGUAAAGGAGGAGACUAUAUUUAAAAGAAGAAAAACUACCACAACAAGAGGACAUAGUCUUAAAUUAGAGGGACAAAGGUUUAAAAUAAUAUCAGGAAGUAUUACUUUACUGAGAGGGUAGUGGAUGCAUGGAAUAGCCUUCCAGCUGAAGUGGUAGAGGUUAACACAGUAAAGGAGUUUAAGCAUGCGUGGGAUAGGCAUAAGGCCAUCCUAACUAUAAGAUAAGACUAGGGAGUAAUGAAAGUAUUUAGAAAAUUGGGCAGACUAGAUGGACCGAAUGGUUCUUAUCUGCCGUCACAUUCUAUGUUUCUAUGUUUCUAUGUUUCUAUGUUUCUAUGUCUAUGUUUCUAUGUUUCUAUGUUCUAUGUUUAGAUUGUGUUUCCCCUUUAAAGUUGUCUUUAUAGAAAGCAUGUUAGCUUCUCUAAGAUACAUACAGAAGAGAAUCCAGUAAUUAACUUAUACAUGUUUUUUUUCUAGUUUCUCCUGCCAAAUGCCAGACUUCCAGCACCUCUUCGUUAAUCAGCACUCUUGAUCAACUCCUAGCCGCUCUUCUCAAACUUAGCCAAGCACUCAAUGCUUCAACUACCACAAAAGCGCCAGCCACAACUCUGGCCAUCACCAAUGCCAGUACUGUGCCAAUCACUACCAGUAGCACAGGAACAUUCACUACUGCAUUGACCAAUAGUGUUCCAACAUCGACCAGUAAUACAGUGAUUAAUACAUCUCAACCAAUAUCAGCCGUUAGCACUGGAACAAAGUCUAGUACUGGGAGCAAUAGCCUCCUAAACAGUUCUCCAGGAACCAUCGCCACUGUCAGUAGCCCCCCAGCAUCAACCAGUUUUCAGGGAAUCACUGUCACCUCUGGUAGCAGCAACGUACUAGGAUCAACUAGUUCUCCAAAGAUCACUUCAGUUCCUGUUGGUACCGGCAUCCCAGCAUCGACCAGUAAUCCAGAAACUAUUUCCAGUAAAAACAAUAAUGGCCCCUCUGAAACAACCACCAACCCAGUGACUAUUCUACCUCAAAGCAAUAGUACUUUGCCAGCAUUAACAAGUAAAACAUUAAACAAUGCUACCAAUAGCCCAUCUGAGGUUAAUAGUAGCCCAGUUUCUAGUACUGCCAAUAAUGGAUCAACCAUAACCAAUAAACCAUCGGUGAGCACCAACAGUUCUCAGAUAAGCAGUCAACCAUCACAGCUCAACACAACCACAUCUUCUGGUACCAGGAUCCCUAGCCAAUCAGCAACAUCUAGUAAGGCUAGCAUUAAUACUGUAACCACUAACACAGCUUCUCCUGAUCUCUUAACCAGUGGUCAGACAGCAAGUAAUACAAUUACCGCUACUGUUAGUAGCACAGGCACCCCAUCUACCACUAACAUCAGUAGCAAGUCAACAACCAACAAUGGAUUUACUCCAACCAGCGCCACAACCGGCAGCCAAACGGCAACAACAACUCCAUCUACUACCACCAGUAAGAGCGCAUCUCAAACCACAGUUAAUAACGGGAAUACAUUGUGUAAGUAAAAAGUGACAAAGACAGACAGACAGAUGAACAGACACAUAAACAAUAUCCUUAAUGUUCUUCUUUUUUAGCCCCAACAGUGGGAGCAACCACUGCCUUUCCAGUGUGGGCCAUUGUCCUCAUUGCAUUAGCAGCUUUCAUCGGAGCCCUCCUCCUGGUGACCCUCGUCGUUGCUGUGAGUAUUUUACAUAUUCACAGACUGACACAUAGGCACAUACACAAACAUAGACAUACACACACACACAUACAGAUACAUACACAGACAGACACGUACACACACACAGAGACAUACACAUUCCUUAACUCUGAAUCACCGUCUGACAAAACAAACAAAACACUCAAUGGGAAUUAAUUUGUUUCAUGAGAGAGAGAUUUAGAUAUUAUGUAUUAAAUAUAUAAUUAAAUAUAGAUGUAUUUACUGUUCCACCUGUUUUUCCUUUUAUUGUUACUUUUUCUAACUUCUGUGAAUCAAAUGGAUAAAAAAUGUGUCAUGUACUGCAAAUUCUAUAUAUAACAAUUAUAAUAAUUAAUAUUAAUUAUAGUAAACAAUGAUUGGCCGAUCAUCAUUUUGAUUUGUCUGAACUGGGUUUUUUUCUGAAAUGAUUUAAUGGAUGAUAGUCAUUUGAACUGAAUUGCCAAACUCAGUCCACCCCAAAAAAAUAAAAAAUUCAAACGAAUAGAUUCGGCCAAUCAAUUUUUUUUUUGCUAAGAUUUUUUAUUACUCUUUUCCAUUUGUAUGUCUUAUUAUGUCUUAUUAAGUAAACACAGUUGUUUUUUAUUUUUUAAUCCAUUAUUUUGCACUUUUUUGCUGAUGUCUAAGCAAAACACUACAUCUUUUUAGCAUCCUUCCUUCCUAUGUCAAGGAAACAAAUCUGCGAUGUUCAAUCAGCUAAUGAUAUCUGUGUUUCAAAAAGUUAAAAAAAAUCCAGUGUUUUAACUCUUAAUGUGCCUACAAGCUAGCAAUACAGUGUACAUUAAAGGGCUAUAGAGGACACACCAUGAAAAUAUCUCCUAAGUAUCAGUUGGGAUUAAUGUUAAAGAUGCGCCUGAUUUCUAACUAAUUCAAUUUUAAUUUAUUUCAUUAGAUUGCACAUAUGGCAAAAACAAAGAAACCGAGCCGUUCCACCACUUACCAUGUCAACCAAGCAACAGUGUGA